UCCAAACCUACAUGAGCCUGUGUGGAAAUGGUUGCCUCCCUAAACCUAAUAACUAGUUGGGCCACCCUUAGCAGCAACAACUGCAAUCAAGCGUUUGUGAUAACUUUCAGUGAGUCUCUUCCAGUGCUUUGGAGGAAUUUUGGUUCACUCAUCUUUGCAGAAUUGUUGUCAUUCAGUCACAUUGGAUGGAUUUCCCAGCAUGAAGCCCCCUUUUUAAGGUCAUGCCACAGAAUCUCAAUAGGAUUCAGGUCAGAACUAGGCCACUCCAAAGUCUUGAUUCAGAUGUUCUUCAGCCAAUCAGAGAUGGACUUACUUGGUGUGUUUCGGAUCAUUGUCCUCCAGGAUUUUUUUGGUAGAAAGCAGAAUUCAUGGUUCCAUUUAUCACAGCGUGUCUUCCAGGUCCUGAAGCAGCUAAAACAGCCCAGACCAUCACACUACCACCACCAUAUUUUACUAUGAUGUUCUUUUUCUGAAAUGUGGUGUUACUUUUACACCACACACCUACCAAAACUCAAAUUCAAUUUCAAAUUCAAAUUCAAACAAGCCUUAAUGAUUUUCAUAUUGGAACUCAGCCAUUUUUGAACACUUACCUUAAUUGAGCAAAGUGAGGACAGCAGUUAUUUGGAUGUUGUGGGGUCUUGUUUGAACUCUUGGAUGACUUCUUGCUGCUGGGGUCAUUUCAGUUGGCUGGCCACUCCUGGGAAGGUUCACCACUGUUCCAUUUUUUUUUGCUAUUUGUGGAUAAUGGCUCUCACUGUGGUUUGCUGGAGUCCCAAAUCUUUAGAAAUGACUUUAUAAACUUUUCCAAACUGGGAGCAAUCACUUUUUCUCACACAGGACCAUGUAGGUUUGUAUUUAAACAAAUGUUGUGUUGUCAUUGACCAAUAUUUAAAUUUGAUGACACAUUUGCUGAAACAUUUGUACAACAAAUGUGGGGGAAAAAAAGACUUUUGUCACCACUGUACACAAAAAACACAGUCAUAAAUUUUACCUAUAUUAUGAUGGCAGCCUUUUUAUGUAUGGUAUUCACACAAUCAUCAUCGCACAACCGUGAAACCAUGUGUGCGUGUGUGUGUGUGUGUGUGUAUGUGUGUGUCCUCCUGUUUUUGCUCUCCACACCUUGAAGUUGUUUUUUUAAUGUUACAUUUCCCCCCAAAAGCAGAUGAUAAUACUCAGGCCUCUUGCUUUUGUUAGCAUCCAUCCAUCCAUUUUCUAUGCCGCUUAUCCUCACUAGGGUCGCAGGGUUAUGCUGGAGUCUAUCCCAGCGGACUUAGAGCGAGAGCCGGGGUACACCCUGGUCUGGUCGCCCAGCCAAUCGCAGCUUUUGGAAGCAAAUGUGCUAAAUAAUUUUUUUGUUACUGGGAAAAAAAUGUCAAUCAAAUAAAUAGCGGCACUUAACUAAAACAGUUUGACGAAAUUUGCACCAAUAUUGAAAGGUUCCCUUUUUGGGAAAGGAACCCUACACCUUACAUUACGUUUGGUGGACCUUGUUUUUAGUCAUUUAGUCAACUCAUCAAACAAUCGGUGCUGAAAAUGUUAGAAAUUGAGUUCAUAUUUUAGUCUCCACUCCUACCAAGACAAACUUUACUCAAUUGGACAGUAGGAAUCAAGUGUGAAUUGCAGUGUGUGUGUGUGUGUGUGUGAGACAUAGUGGUGAUGUCAUUAACAGUAUUUCACCAACUUGCGGCUUGACUGAACUGUCUGCUGUGCCACUGACCCACUGCAGGGAUGAAGGCAGCGUGAGCAGCUUACUCUCUCUCUCUCUCUCUCUCUCUCUCUGUGUGUGUGUGUGUGUGUGCGUGUGAUUUAAUACAGCUCUGGCCAGGGCUCUUUCAUUAGGUGGAGGGCUUGUCUUGUAGCGUAAUGAACUGUCCCUCCCUCGCGGUGCGGUCCAGAUGGUCUCGGACCGACAGUGUCCAUCAGGAGACCGCCACAUUGUAAUCAGGUCCUCGAGAAAUAAGUCCAAUGAGUUCUCACACGGCUGUGACGUGAUCCAAUUAUCUAACAGUAGACCACAAUCUGAAAUACACAAAUCACUUUAUUGGGCUCGGUAUAUGCUUUUCUUUUUUUGGUCUGUCUAUCGAAAAAGAGAUCAUACAUGGCCUGAAAGAAAAGGAAAUACUUUGUAAUUACUCUUUUAAAGAAAUAGAAGUAGUCAUGAAAUAUAAAUUUAAAAAAGAAUAGUGAAUAAUAAUACAUGAUACAAAGUAUGAAAAUAAAAAAUGUGAAAUUAAUUAAAUUUGGAAUGAAAUAACAUUGACAAAAAGGUUCAGAAAUAGAAGAAAAUUAAAAAUACUAAAAAUAUAUCAAAAAACAAAAAUUUGUAUAAAAAAAGAUAAAGAAAAUUAAAAAUAUUAAAAAUAAUAUAUCAAAAACAAAAAUUUGUAUAAAAAGGCUAAAGAAAAUUAAAAAUACUAAAAAUAGUAUAUAAAAAACAAAAAUUUGUAUAAAAAAGCUAAUAAAUUACUGUAACUUUAUAUUAAAAAAAUGAAUGAAAUAAAAUGGGAAAAGGUACUGGCUGGCAAAGUAGUCUAUACAAAAAAAAUGUAAGUAAAUAUAAAUAAAAUGGGAUAAAAACAAGGUGCAGAAAAUCUAAUCAAAUAGAAGAUAAAAUGGGUUUGAAAUUGUAUAAAAUCCUCAAAAUACAUAUGCAGUAUGAUACAUUUCUGGCCUGAUAUAUCAUUUAUUAGUCUUUCAUUACAAUACUGCUUUAUUACUAACCCACUCAUUGUAUGUUAGUGAGCUUUACUGUAUAUGCUAUAUUAUUCCAUAUGAUGUGUUGCAUGAUACAGUACAUAUAAGGUGCUGUGCUGGGUGGGUGUGUGUGCGCGCGCACGCGUGUGGAACAUCCACUGUGAGGAUUCCACAAUGGACUGGCAGAGAGGGCCUGUAAUCCAGAGUUGAUAAUCCGAGGGGAUUAGUGGGUUUGCAGCUGGCAUGGCAUCAGCAGGCGCUCCGCUCAGUGGGGACCCCUCCCCCAUGGCUUGAACCCAGUCAGACAUCCAGCUAGGGAGUUUGGGGAUUGGACAUUGAACAUUUUUAUUAUUUUUUGUUUGUUUUUGUGCAUCCAAUGUCACUUGCAAAUGUGUUCUUUUUUUUUAGUUGUGAUAGACUAAGAAUUGAACAUUAUGUUUCAUAUUGUGCAUGUUGGUCGCCCUUAACCCUUAGAUGCAUAAGUGGGUCAAAAAUGACCCGGUCAGGUUUUUUUCUUGAAAUAUCUUCGUAAUAAAUUUUUUUUAUCAUUUCAUAUUCCAGGUAUUCCUCAAAAAACAUAUUUUUGAUAUCAUGCCAUUCACAUUUUUAACUUAUCUUUUAUAAAUUUUAAGAAAAUUUUGUUUUUGUGUUACUACCCCAACCUUCCAUAAGUGGGUCAAAAAUGACCCGGUCAGGUUGUUUUCUUCAAAUAUCUUCAUAAUGAAAAAAAUUAAUAAUUUCAUAUUCCAGGUAUUUGUCAAAAAACAUAUUUAUGAUAUCAUACCAUUCACAUUUUUAACUUACCUUUUAUACAUUUUAAGACAUUUUUGUUUUUGUGUCACUACCCCAACCUUCCAUAAGUGGGUCAAAAAUGACCCGGUCAGGUUGUUUUCUUGAAAUAUCUUUGUAAUGAAAAAUUAUCAUUUCAUAUUCCAGGUACUCGUCAAAAAACAUAUUUAUGAUAUCAUACCGUUCACAUUUUUAACUUACCUUUUAUGCAUUUUAAUAAAUUUUUGUUUUUGUGUUACUACCCCAACCUUCCAUAAGUGGGUCAAAAAUGACCCGGUCAGGUUGUUUUCUUGAAAUAUCUUCGUAAUGAAAAAUUGUUAUCAUUUCAUAUUCCAGGUAUUCCUCAAAAAUCAUAUUUUUGAUAUCAUGCCAUUCACAUUUUUUUACCUUUAUGCAACACACAAUGCAUUUUCACAUUUUCUAUUGUUGUACGGGGUCAUUUUCUUUUUCAAAGAUGGAAAAAAGUGAAAAAUGAAGAUGUUUCUAACAUGAAAUCAUUCUUGUGUGGUCCUAAAUAUAAUACUAAAUAUCAUACAAGUGAUUAUUCCUAACCAAAAUGGCAAAAUUGACAUAAAAAUACAUUGAUUCUAGUAUGGGUCAUUUUUGACCCACUUAUGGAAGAGUGUAGGGUCCAGUCACUCGUGCAUCAAAGGGUUAAAUGCAUUGGACUGCAUGAUGAUUUCUACAUAUACGACCCCAAAUCCUCAAAUCGGUGAGGUGAUGCAGUUUAAGAAUGUAAUAUGUUCCAUGCAACAUAAAGAUAGUGUACAAAGUUACUGUUAUUGUGCAAUGGAUCUUUAGCUUGCAGUUGUAAUCCCUGCAUAUUUGAACAUUAUUACAUGAACCGUCAAAGUAAUCAAUUAGCAUAUAAUCAACAGAUUAAUCCGGUGGAAACAAUUGUUUGUGGCAGGCCUGAUCCACCCGCUGCAGUGUCUUUCUUGCCGCAUCCUGGAGGGACCCUGCCUGUUUUUAAUCCCGCCUGAUGUGGGAGCAGUGAUGAACAUGCACUAAUACUCGCUUAUCUUUCACUGUAAACAAUUACUUUUUGGGAUCCCAUUGGAAUAAACGCCAUGAAGAUUAUCCCCUAAAGUCUUUGUUGUGGCCCUGAUUUGUGUUAACCUCAACCUGGGCGGGAUGGAUACUCGCAAGACGACAAGAUUCUACUUCCAGGCAACACGGGAUGAGUUUUUGGAUGUUUUGCAGAUGCCCGUGGCUGGCCGUGACCAUCUGCCCUGCCGUGCCGCCAUGCUGUGCCGUCCUUUUCCUUUUCGUACUGGCCAACUUCACCAUGGCAACAUUCAUGGACGCUGGCGUUCUCCCCAUGGGUUAGUGAUGUUAAUCCCAACUGUCUUUUUUUUUCUGCUAGUCACAUGUUAUCCUACGUGUCUUAUCUCAGCAAAUGAGGAUGAGGACAAGGACGAUGAAUUCCGGGCUCCCCUUUACAAGAACGUGGACGUGAGGGGCAUCCAAGUGCGCAUGAAGUGGUGCGCUUCCUGUCACUUCUACAGACCGCCACGCUGCUCACACUGCAGCGUGUGUGAUCGCUGUGUGGAGGACUUUGACCAUCACUGCCCUUGGGUCAACAACUGCAUCGGGAGGAGGAACUACCGCUACUUCUUCCUCUUCCUUUUGUCCCUCACCGGUCACAUGGUCUGCGUCUUCAGCUUCGGCCUCAUGUACAUCCUGCACCACAUGGACGACCUGUGGAAGCUGCACUGCACCGUCACGUAUCCUUCCAGUCCAUACUGUUGUUCUAUCUACUCUUGUUCAUCAUGGAGCGCUUUUCCUUCACGGUCUUUUCACAGCUUGGUGGUCAUCAGUAUAUCGGGUCUCUUUCUCCUCCCGGUUCUGGGUCUGACUGGAUUUCAUCUCUUCCUCGUGUCCAGGGGACGCACCACCAAUGAACAAGUAACCGGAAAGUUUCAUGGAGGAGUGAAUCCGUUUACACGCGGUUGUUGCAACAAUCUGGAGUACCUCGUCUGCAGUCCCACCUCACCAAGCUACACAGCCAGGCCUCGUAAGAAGUCCGUGAUCCACAUCCAGCCUCCCUUCCUGAGACCUGAGAUUGACAGGCAGACGUUGGUCAAAGUCACAGACAACGGCAAGCACAGCCAGGACCUUCAAAAUAAACGUUCCUCCGCUGGAGUUGUGGUGGAGCAGUCGGAUACAAAACAGCAGAAAAGUCCGCCUCCGCUGCCACCAAAACCUGAACACGGGCUGCUGAAAAGCCACCUGGCAUCCAUGGAAGAGACGGGACAUCACACCAAGUCCAUCAUUCCCGUGUCCAUUCCCACUGUCCCACAGCUGAGACCGGUUCUGGAGGCCAUAUCCAGAGGAUCCUCACCCAUUCCUCCAGAGCAGCUGCUGAAGCCCUCAGAGCAACAAGGGGACAGCAAAAGUCCAGACCUGAAUGGAAGCCCUGUGAGAGGCACGCUGCCCCCCCUCCAGGCCACCAGCACCAUCUCGGGCGCCGUGCAGUUCAGCUCUAUGACCCUCAACUCCCGUUCACUCAAACAUGGCACCGGCAGCGGUCGCCAUCACGGCUGCAAAUCCCAGUUGCCGUCCGCGCACGCCGAUCCCGGUCCCGCCACCCCGAGUCUGCUGGCCAGUCAUAGCAGUUACGAUAACCUCAUGGACCCCCAGUGUGGGGCCCAAAGAGCGGCUCCUACAGUCAGCUUCUUCAUGAGCUUGGGUCCUGAUGGCGGUGUGGUGCAGAGGCCCCCCGCUCUGGCCUACACACCUCAGGCAUACAGCCCCGUCUUCAUGGGGGUCACCCGACAAUCCCCUCAGCCCAGAGACACCUCCCCUUCUUUGCCGGGUCUCGCCCCCAGAGACCCGUCCCCAUCCUUCGCUGUAGGCUACAUCCAAAGAGAGCCCCCUUUCGUGGGGUCAGCUCUAGCAAUGCGAGACAUGAAGACCCACAGUUUGAGCUCCACGCCCCAGAAGUCCACCGCUGCCACCGUCACAUCACGGUAUGACACCUUUUCCAAAAGCCUCAUCUCGUCUAUCCAUGAGAGGCGUGAGAUGGAGGACAGGGAGCGGAUGCUGCGUCUGCAGGCCAGAUCCCAAGCCCUCUACGGCCCCGACGCGUCCAUCUACGACAUCCCCUGCAGGAGGAGCCUCCCGCCGGACAACGGCCGACCCCAAGGCGCCCGAGGGCCAACGCCUCCUGCUUACGGCUCCAGGGAGUUCCUCAUGAGCACGGGGAUCCUGGGUUACGGCCUGAGGACGUCGCCUCUCUCCAGCUCGUCCACGUCGUCUCUGAGCCGAGGUCCCAAUAAGACGUCUCCCCUGCAGAGCGGCAGUAGCUGCAGCUUGCAGGGUAAAGCGCGCUCAUCCUCGCCGGGCUACUGUCCUCCUGAACGACAAACGUCAACGUGCACUCUGCCUCGUUUACCUUCUUCUACCACCCCCUCCACCAUCGCUCCUCCGUAUGCUUCCUACGGCACCGCAAAGCGACCGUCACUCGCGGAGGGGAAAGACUCAGUCAGCGUGGGAGUCUUGAAGUAACAACUCCUGCUCUCAACCAAUCAUCUAUGCACAGGACUUAAAGAUAUUCAUAUUCUAACUUUCACUGUUUUUUUAUGUCUUUUCUUAUCGCUUUUGUGAACAAUACCAUACUUGUCUCCCAGUGAAUAAUAGUAUUUGCUGUUGGGUGUUUAUAUAUGAAUAAAAAUAUUUUAUAACGCUCACUUUUCUACUUUUUUUUUUGCAUAACUUAAAAAAAUCCCUUUAUGACACUUUAUGUUCACAGAACACUUGAUUAGGUACACCUGCAUCAUCCAGAUCCAAUACCUCAGAAGUGUUUUUACUUGUAUGAUGUCAUUGCAUUGUGCUGGUGUUCCUAAUGAAAUGGCAGGUAAGUGGUGCAUUUACAUAUCUUCAUAUAUGUGAUGGAUUAAAAAAAAUGUAUUUUUUUAGCUCAGAAUGAUGACUUUAAUAAAAUAAAAUGGCUACCACCAUUGUGGUAGCCAAACAUGUUAGGGCUGCUACGUUGUAUCUGUCUCCCUCUAGUGGGCAGUUGAAGGAAUUGUCCUACCAAGUGACAUUUCUGGUGUCAAUCAGAUAACGCUUUUUAAUUAAUACAUAUGCAGUGUUUUCUCAUAAUAGUUAAUUAUUUAAACGUUUACACAUGUGUUCUAUAAAAUUAAAAAAACAAAACAGAUUUUUUUCUAUUCAUACAGGUUUAUUCUUGUAAUAUUUUGAUAACAUGUCUAUAAAUAUUAGCACUUUGUCUUUUAAUAGUACAGUGUAAACAAUUUUGUGUGUGAAAUGAUGACUUUGGUGUUGUAGAAUCUAUAUCUAAAUGUACUGUUGAUGUUGAUUUUGUAUGUUAUUUUUAGUGGUCCCUGUUAUCCUUGAUAACUGGCGGGAGGACUGAUUGCGUUCAUCAAAUAGCAAGUAUACAGCAAACCUUGAUCUUGUUCUUUUGUGGUGCCCCUCGUUUAUUUAUAUUAUGUAAGUGCACUGUUUUGCAUUUUUAUCAGUUUCUUUUUUUUCUAUUGUGCAAGGUGGUGGUAAUUAUUAAUAACUGGCAGGGGGAGCGACCAUAUUGCCAUCAUGCGAUAAUUGUGACAAGCUUCUGCAUGAGCAAGUGCACUGUUUAGCAUUUUUGAGCUUCUGUUUAUUUCUAUUAUGCAAGGUGGUGGUUAUCAUUAAUAAAUGGCGGGAGGAGCAACCAUAUUACCAUCAUGCAGUAAUUAUGUGACAAGCUUCUGCAUGAGCAAGUGCACUGUUUUACCUUUUUAUGAGUUUCCUUUUAUUUCUAUUAUGCAAGGUGGUGGUUAUCGUUAAUAACUGGUGGGAGAAGUGAUUGCAUUAAUCAUAUAACAAGACACACCAAAUGUCUAGGCGUGCUUGUGUAUGAGCAAGCAUAAUGUACAUUCCUUGGGGUCUUUUCGUUUAUAUUAUGCAAGGUGGUGGUUAUCGUUAAUAACUGGUGGGAGGAGUGUUUGCAUUAAUCAUAUAACAAGAUACACCAAAUGCCUGGGCGUGCUUGUGUGUGAGGAAGCGUACUGUACAUUUUUAGUGUCUUUUGUUUAUAUUAUGCAAGGUGGUGGUUAUCGUUAAUAACUGGUGGGAGGAGUGAUUGCAUUAAUCAUAUAACAAGACACACCAAAUGUCUAGGUGUGCUUGUGUAUGAGCAGGCAUAAUGUACAUUCCUCGGGGUCUUUUCAUUUAUAUUAUGCAAGGUGGUGGUUAUCGUUAAUAACUGGUGGGAGGAGUGGUUGCAUUAAUCAUAUAACAAGACACAGCAAAUGUCUAGGUGUGCUUGUGUAUGACCUUGGGGUCUUUUUGUUUAUAUUAUGCAAGGUGGUGGUUAUCGUUAAUAACUGGUGGGAGGAGUGUUUGCAUUAAUCAUAUAACAAGAUACACCAAAUGCCUGGGUGUGCUUGUGUGUGAGGAAGCGUACUGUACAUUGUUUUGUGUCUUUUGUUUAUAUCAUGCAAGGUGGUGGUUAUAAAUAACUGUUGGGAGGAGCAAUCGCAUAAUAGUAAUAGAAGAAUUGCAAUCGGAGUGUUUAAUAUGACUAUAUGUCACCCGCUGCAACAUUCUCUGUUUGUCCGCCAGAGUUUUUGCACUGAUAAAAA
Molecule: messenger RNA, 9074 nt
Organism: Doryrhamphus excisus (bluestripe pipefish)
Lineage: Eukaryota; Metazoa; Chordata; Actinopteri; Syngnathiformes; Syngnathidae
Source: RefSeq, a predicted model, not a curated record